Capronia epimyces CBS 606.96 is the source of this 870-nucleotide messenger RNA. RefSeq lists its product as uncharacterized. NCBI's taxonomy places the organism in Eukaryota, Fungi, Ascomycota, Eurotiomycetes, Chaetothyriales, Herpotrichiellaceae. Gene Ontology annotation, molecular function: oxidoreductase activity. The transcript has 4 exons. The record is from RefSeq and is a predicted model, not a curated record. Bases 1 to 870 code for a protein of 289 amino acids.
AUGGCCGAGAUCAAGUUCGACGAGUCAAUCUUUGCGGGCCUGAAGGGGAAGAUCGUGGUCAUUACAGGUGGCAGUAGCGGCAUUGGGCUCGCGGCCGCCAAGUUCUUCUCUCAGCAGGGCGCGUAUGUGGUUUCAGCGGAUCUCAAUCCGCCGCCUGAAGAGAUUGCCAACGUCACUUUCCGCAAGGUCGAUCUCACCAAGUGGGAUGAGCAGUACGACCUAUUCGAAUGGGUCGUCAAGACCUACAGCCGACUUGACAUUGCCUUUCUGAACGCCGGGGUCGGCGAGAUCGAGAGCGUCUUCGUCGACGAAGUCGAUGGUCAAGGCCGGCUCAAAGAGCCCAAAUACUCGGUUCUCGCGGUGAAUCUGAUUGCGCCCAUCAGUGGAUUCAAGAUUGCGGUUCAUUUUAUGAAGAAGCAAGCAGAGGGUGGAAGUGUAGUCAUUACCGGGAGCGGAAAGAGCUUUAAUGGAGUGGGAGGCACACCUAUGUAUGCGGUGGCGAAACACGGCCUCCUCGGCUUGAUUCGAACCUUGCGAAACGACAUUCCAACAAAGUACAAGAUCCGUCUCAACCUCGUCUGCCCGUUCUGGACGGACACGGGCAUCAUCCCGCCGGAGGAACGCGAAAAGAUCGUCUCGGCCAAAACUUGCAUGCAACCCGCCGAUGUCCCCGCCAAGGCGGCGGCGUUUGUGUCGCUCAACCCGGAAUACCAGGGCAGGGUCGUGUAUGCGGCGUGCGGGAAGUACUUUGACGUUGAGUCGGGCUUCCAACUCACGCGCCCAGUCUGGCUCGGCGCGAAGAACCACCUUGACCGGCUGUCCUGGGAGGAGGAUCCUGCAGCAUUGGCUUUCAAAACCAAGUUUGAGUAG